Messenger RNA from Magallana angulata, 1264 nucleotides. RefSeq lists its product as uncharacterized. Gene Ontology annotation, cellular component: cytosol. NCBI's taxonomy places the organism in Eukaryota, Metazoa, Mollusca, Bivalvia, Ostreida, Ostreidae. The coding region runs from base 105 to 1181 and encodes 358 amino acids. The transcript is spliced from 10 exons. The record is from RefSeq and is a predicted model, not a curated record. Gene Ontology annotation, molecular function: L-galactose dehydrogenase activity.
AGCUUUUCGAUUGAGAACAAUGUUUCCCCUUCUGAGCCCCAUCUUGCCUCUUAUCUUAACCUGUACAAACUGUUCGUAAACAUCGUUUUGAAUCAUAAACCAACAUGCAUUGUGAGAAUAGUCUUCCAGAUACGUAUACACCAGAAUUUCAUGACAAUCGUGCUGUUUUACAAAUGCCCCACAAUACUUUAGGAAAAACUGGAUUGAAGGUGUCAAAACUAAGUUUUGGGGCAUCGUCUCUAGGAAACGUUUUCCGUUCAACCAAUGAGAGUGAGAGUAUAGAGGUGGUUCGUGAGGCCCUCCGACAGGGUAUAAAUUACAUUGAUGUUGCGCCUUGGUAUGGACACGGGCUGGCAGAGAAGGUGCUGGGAAAGGCAUUGGAUGGCAUCCCCAGAACCGCAUAUUAUAUUGCUACAAAAGUAGGCCGCUAUCAACCGGAAGUGGACAAAAUGUUUGAUUUUUCUGCUGAGAGGACGUUACGGAGUGUGGACGAAAGUUUACAAAGAAUGGGACUCGACUUUGUCGAUGUUAUACAGGUCCAUGAUAUGGAAUUUGCACCUAGUCUAGAUAUUAUCAUAAACGAAACUCUUCCGGCGUUGCAAAAAGUUCAGCAAAGCGGUAAAGCUCGGUUUAUAGGAAUCACUGGAUAUCCACUCGGAAACUUUCGAACUGUGCUCGAGAGAAGUACCGUAAAAAUCGACACAGUUUUGACCUACUGUAGAGCAUGUAUCCAUGACAACGGAUUGCAAGAAUAUAUACCGUUCUUUCAGGAAAGGGGCAUUGGCAUUAUCAAUGCUUCACCGAUUGCAAUGGGCCUACUUUCAAAUCAAGGACCGCCCGAUUGGCAUCCUGCAACAAAAGAUAUCAAAGAUGCCUGUGCUAGAUCAGCAUCAUUUUGUAGAGACAAUGAUUGCGAUAUUUCAAAACUUGCAAUGGCGUAUACCUUGGGGUUUCCUGGCGUCCACACCACAUUGUUUAGUACUGCAAGUUUGGGAAAUUUAAGGAAAAAUUUAGCAUGUGCUAACACUCAACUCUCACACAAAGAAGAAGACGUUUUAAAGGAGGUUAUUAAAAGGUAUAUAGAUCCGCUACCAGUACACCAUUGGGAAGGUGUAGAGGUAGACGAAUACAAGCGUCAACUACAGGGUGUACCAGAUGAGCAUACUUUCAAACUUGGAUGACGCUGUUCAUUGAUAUUAUUUUACGGGCUUCAGGUCUAUCAAUUCAGUAUUUAUUUUUUAUUCAAAGUAAACUAUUGCUCAAA